Molecule: messenger RNA, 3495 nt
Organism: Talaromyces amestolkiae
Lineage: Eukaryota; Fungi; Ascomycota; Eurotiomycetes; Eurotiales; Trichocomaceae
Exons: 4
Coding region: 1-3495 (1164 amino acids)
Biological process (GO): cell motility
Molecular function (GO): catalytic activity
Source: RefSeq, a predicted model, not a curated record
AUGUCGGGAGGGCAAGACCCACUGGCCUACGGUCGCUAUUACGACGGUCGCGAUGGCGAAGCAGAAGGUCAACGAGGACUGAGCGACUCAGCGCGAGGAUUUUUGUCAGAUGGAUUGAAGAAAUUCAAGGAUCAAUACGGGACAGGUCACGGUGGACAAGGACAGCAGCAGCAGCAGAGCUAUUACUCUGGGUCGGCCACGGCGCAGCCGCCGUCGUACCAAAGCGGCAGCUACAACCAGCAACAACAACAACAACCACCUUCCACCAGACCACACAAGCAGGACAAACUCUCCAGCUUCCUUGACAAAUUCGAAGAAACUGUCUCUGGCGUGGGCUCGCAGCUAGCCCAGAAGAUCGGAACGACCAUCGAUGCCGACGCCUAUGCCGGCUACGGAUCAAGCAGUAAUGCCAACUCCAGGAAUCGCUUCGGCAGCUUUGCGCCGGCGCGGGAGGCCAACGACGUCAAAUGGCACGUCGAUGGCUUCACCUAUUUCUGGGCUGUUUCGAGGGCACUCGAGACUGCCAGAGACUCGGUCUGGAUUCUGGACUGGUGGCUUUCGCCAGAGCUAUAUCUACGACGUCCUCCGGCCAAGAACGAACAGUAUCGUCUUGACCGCAUGCUGCAAGCCGCUGCCCAACGCGGCGUCCGAGUGAACAUUAUUGUCUAUAAGGAGGUUGAGGCGGCUCUAUCAUUGAGCUCUGCUCAUACAAAACAAACACUUGAAGCCCUGCAUCCUAAUAUCGCUGUAUUCCGUCACCCGGACCAUAUUCCAGACGUCGCCGACAUCAAGAACUCUCUGACAGCCUCGUUCCACAACUUGUCCCUGGAUGCGGCAGGAAUCAAUAAGCUACCCGGCGAAUCACUCAAAGCACUCUACGGUAGCAAGGGCGACACAGUUCUAUACUGGGCUCACCACGAGAAGUUAUGUCUGAUCGACGGCAAAAUUGCGUUCAUGGGUGGACUUGACCUUUGCUUCGGACGAUGGGAUACGAACCAGCAUUCUAUCUCCGACGUUCAUCCUAGCGAUCUCUCCCAAAUUGUCUUCCCCGGUCAAGAUUACAACAACGCUCGAGUGCUUGACUUUCAGAAUGUGUCUCAUUGGCAAGAGAAUCAAGUUGACAGAAAACGAACCGGACGCAUGGGAUGGUCCGAUAUCUCCAUCAGUCUACGCGGCCCUGUUGUAGAAGAUCUCAAGAGACAUUUUGUAGAACGCUGGAACUACAUUUAUGACACCAAGUACCGCGAACGCAAUCAGCAAAAGUACCAGAGACUGGACUUGUAUCGGAGACCCGGCGACAGUCAACUGCAGGGUAACCCCAAUCCUACCUCGCAAACACCCCAGCCACCUCAACAGGGUGCGGCUCACCCAGUGCCCCCAAAUCAAGGUCAAUUGAAUUCGGAGCCUCACUGGCAACAAGCACAUGCACAGCUACCGACACAACAGCCAGGUCAAUCAUACUACCCACCACCCGCAGGCCAAGAGCAGCAGUAUCCUGGACAACAAUAUCACACCCCGCCUCCUACACAGCAGUACUACCCGCCGACUUCUCCUAAUCAGGGGCAGCAGCUUCCGCCUCCGCCAAAUACUCAGCAGCAACAGCAGCAACCACAAUGGCAAGGUCAGUCGCAAACCGGUAGUCAUUCAUACUACCCUCCGCCGCCACCAAGUCAAGAACACCAGCAGCAGUCAUCCUAUUCUGGCUACUCAAGCACAGGAAACACUCAACCGACAGGGCAAUACUAUCCACCACCACCCCCCGCCGGCCCUACCCCAUCGCAAAUUGGCAACCCCAAUCCUGGCCAGUAUCAGAACACUCCUUCACACUCAAGUUAUGAUUCCGCACAAUAUAGCUCGCACUCAUCAAAUCCAGCACAGACACCGUAUUUUCCUCCUCCACCCGGACAAGAGCCACAACAAUCACAGACGCAGACACAGACACGGGGCCUUUACGAAGAAGACGGCACUCGAGGAAUUGGCGGUGGCUCCGGUCGAUCUACCACUGAAAACGUUCUUAGCGAUGUACGAGGCUUCGGCCAGUCCCUUCGAGGGCAAUUGGCCGGACAGGUCCAUCAGUAUCAGGACCGCUAUAUUACCAACUUCGGACGCACCUACGGCAAUCAAUCGUGUCAGGUGGUGCGAAGCGUUUCGCAAUGGAGCGGAGGUAUUCCGACGGAGCAUUCGGUCCAAGACGCGUAUAUUGGUGCUAUUCGCAACAGUCGUCACUUUGUGUAUAUUGAGAAUCAGUUUUUCAUCACAGCCACAGGUGACCAUCAAAAGCCCGUUCAGAAUAAGAUUGGCGCUGCUCUUGUAGAGCGCAUUCUUCGAGCUGCUCGUGCUGGUCAGAAGUACAAGGUUAUCGUGGUCAUUCCAUCUGUCCCGGGAUUUGCGGGCGAUUUGAGAGACGACUCGUCACUUGGUACACGUGCCAUCAUGGAGUACCAAUAUAACUCAAUCAAUAGAGGAGGGAAUAGUAUCAUGGAGCUGAUCGCCAAGGAGGGAUUCAACCCGAUGGAAUACAUUCGAUUCUACAACCUCCGCAACUACGAUCGUAUCAACACCAACAGCACCAUGCUCCAGGCGGAAAAGGCCAGCGGUGUAAACUACGAAGAUGCGCGUAAAUACCACGACGCUGCUGAAGUGGGAUAUGGUGGCUAUGGCUCUGGUACUCCUGCUAAAGGUUAUGACACUACUCAAUCGUACGAUCAGUAUCAGCAGGCAGCAAAGGCCUACCCUUCCGCAACCUCUAGCCGUUGGGACUCGGUUGCUGAAUGCUACAUGCUAGGUGGACAGGAUAUCCGCUCAGUUCCGUGGGACAGCGAUCUUCCUGAAAUUGACGCAUUCAUUACUGAGGAGCUGUAUAUUCAUAGCAAGCUUGGAACACAUGAUUCCGAAAUUGCCCUGGUGAUUGAGGAUCCUACACCACUAGAGUCCAGCAUGGAUGGCCAGCCAUUCCAGGCGAGUCGAUUUGCCGCUUCUCUUCGACGUGAAUUGUUUCGUAAACACCUGGGGUUGCUUAAACCUCAAGACUACACGCAGCCUAAUGCCAACUGCGAGCCAGUCGGAGUCCCCAAUGAGCUUGAUCUAAGUAGUCCAGAAAGCCAGGUCGUUGCCGAUCCUCUGUCUGACACGUUCCAGAGUCUAUGGAACUCACGGGCUCGGACGAACACGGAGGUUUUCCGCAAAGUAUUCAACAUUGUGCCAGAUGACUACGUCCGUAAUUGGGAUGCCUACAAGGAGUUCUUUGAGUACAACUUUCGCAAAGCGGACAUCCAAGCUGAGGGUAAGCGAAUUACGAGGCCCAGCAAGUACGAAUGGGGCCAUGUUGUUCGGGAUAACUUUGCACCUGGGCCUGAGGGGGCACAACAGGUCAAAGAGCAGUUGAGUCAGGUCAAAGGCACAUUGGUUGAGAUGCCGUUAAUGUUUUUGAUCGAGGAGGACAUUGCUAAGGAGGGCUUGACCUUGAACGCGUUGACCGAGGAGGUUUACACAUAG